GAUGCAUUGAGCGUCUUCCUGUUUCGGAAUUUGUAGGCAUGGGAAAAUAAAGGAUCAAGUUCUACGUGUUGGUACCACAUCAUUUUUGUUAAUUACUUAUAAUGGCUGGUGAUGAGUUGGCAGAGAGUAUGCUUAGUAAUAUGGAUGUUGAGAAUCUGUCGUCGAAGGGUUUUAAAGAAGACAGACCUCAAAUAUCAGCAACACGGAAAGACUAUUCCUAUGCAAAGAAAAAGACAUUUGCGACAUUUGUGGCAUCUAAGAGGGUUCCUGCACCCUGCGAAAAUACCUCGUCAACUUUGUGGUGCUGCUGUGACAGAACUUUCACAGAUCUUUCCUCAAUCCACAAACACGUUGCCAACGAUCAUGCAAAAGAUAUUCAUCAGCUCACUAUCGACGCUUUAGACCUCAUGCAAAGACAAACCGAAGAAGAAUCUUCCGUGCACCAAGAUUCGACGAAUGACGGUGCCGUUGACGCGUCGUGCUGGGUACCUGACAUAAGCCAAAUUUCUGAAGACAAACUGAACAGGGGCCCUGGCGAAGUGCUUUUGUAUUAUUGUUACUGUCCAAUAGAGAAUCCACAACUCAUUUGUGCGUGGCAGAAAGCUUUGUGUUCAAAGCUCCAGUUGACUGGCAAGAUUCGAGUAGCCACUGAAGGAAUCAAUGGAACAGUUGGUGGUACCAAAGUAGCCACAGGCCUUUACAUCCAUGCAAUGCUUUCUCAUCCAAUCUUCAAAAUAAUGCAAGUAGAAGACUUCAAGAGAAGUGAGGGGGGUUCUGACUGCUUCUCAGAGCUCAGGGUUGGAGUCUUUAAAGAAAUCGUACCAAUGGGAGUGGAUCCAGAUAUGAUAUCAUAUAGAAUGGCAGGAACUCAUUUGGAACCUGAAGAAUUUCACAGAGAGGUGCAAACUCUUCUGGAGAAAGGUCCUUCAUGCAAUGAUACAAUAUUGUUAGACUGUAGAAACUUCUAUGAGAGUAAGAUUGGACAGUUCAGUCAGUGUUUGGCCCCUGACAUCCGGAAAUUCAGCUACUUCCCAGAUUAUGUGGACAAGAACCUGGACCUGUUUCGAGAUAAGAAGGUUCUGAUGUACUGCACGGGGGGCAUUCGCUGUGAACGAGGGUCUGCCUACCUCCUCUCCAAGAAUGUGUGUAAAGAAGUCUGUCAACUGAAGGGGGGCAUCCACAAGUACUUGGAGCGUUUUCCUGAAGGCUUUUACCGAGGGAAGCUCUUUGUGUUUGACGAGCGCUACGCAAUUUCCUUCAACGACGAUGUUGUCUCAGACUGUAGGUAUUGUGGAACCCCUUGGGACCAGUAUCAGCUGUGCUCCACGCAGUUCUGCUGUCAGCUUGUCUUGUCGUGCCCUUCUUGCCGCCGAGAGGGUCAUACGGCCUGUUGUCCCGCCUGCCAAGCCAAAGACCAGGGACGGAGCGACCCCUCUUCAGACGGGUCUCUCAGAAAGGAAGAGUGCGAGUGUACUUCUUCACGGCCAAGGAUCCCUAAAGACACAUUAUGACCCCGACUUCGGAACCUGCAUCUGCACUGUAGACGCAUCAAAAGAAGUGUACUCUACCAUGCAAUACCUCAGUCUUAGAGAGCUAAAGCUGAGGCCAGUGAGACAAGAAUUAGAGAAUGAGCGAUGUUGUCUGGUUCAAAUGUGGUUUUGAAUGCAAGUGUUUCCGUGAAUUGAUGACGCUGUAAUGGACAUUUCGCACUGCACGAGUGAGUGAACGUUGAAGUGAACUUUUAACUGACCUCAAAUGACAACUUACAAUAAUUUGUAUCAACUUGAGUUCAUCUUAAGUGCUUUUAAU
Messenger RNA from Chanos chanos (milkfish), 1809 nucleotides. It is a transcript of the gene tstd2, whose product is annotated as thiosulfate sulfurtransferase like domain containing 2. The coding region runs from base 102 to 1511 and encodes 469 amino acids. The record is from RefSeq and is a predicted model, not a curated record. NCBI's taxonomy places the organism in Eukaryota, Metazoa, Chordata, Actinopteri, Gonorynchiformes, Chanidae. The transcript has 10 exons.